AGUAACACAGAGAGCAUGCGUGCGAAACGACUCCUACUGCAUAGAAGAAACGUUAUUUUCUGGAAAGGAAGCAGAUGCCAUUCUUUAGACAACAUUCAAUAUGGAAGGAUCGAAAUAUACCGUAUAUCAAGGUAGAUUUCGAAUGGGCGGUGAAACUAAAUCGUCUGACUUUAAAUUUUAUUGGGCUUUGGCCUAAAACCGCACAGAGCCCUCGACAGAAGUUAAUGUGUAAUUUUCGGGCGUUCAUCGUAUUCCUGGGAGUAAUGUUUGGCGUGGUGAUUCCUUCUAUACAUUCAUUGAUAAGGAUUUCGGGAGAUAUCAUGCUAAUGAUAGACAAUUUACAACUCACUUUACCGGCCAUAAGCUGUACGAUAAGAAUCGGAAUUUUUUGGUGGAAAAAGGAAGCUACGGUACCGAUCAUGAAUAUGAUCGCAGAGGAUUGGGUACAAUCGAAAACUGUUCAAGAUAGAAAGAUUAUGAUUAGACAUGCGCAGUAUGCACGCGUUACUGUUAUUUGUGCUUACUGCAUAAUGGGAGUAGCAUGCUUCUUUUCUGUCGUUCUCCCGACUUUUGGAAUGUCAAUGAGAUUGACACCCAACAUUACUGAUCCAGGCAGUCCUAUGCCUCUACAAUCAUAUUAUAUUUAUGAUAUAACGAAAAGACCGCAGUACGAAUUAACGUUUCUCAGUCAAGCAAUCGGCAUGGUUCUCGCGGCAAUGUCUUAUUCUGGAAUCGACAAUUUUCUCGGGUUAAUAAUCUUCCAUAUAUGCGGCCAACUGGAUAUUCUUAAAAAUCGUUUGACAUAUCUGGAUAAAUAUAUCAAUUCUCACACUAUGCUAAAGAGCUGUGUAGCAAAGCAUAUUAGUUUACUUAGAGCCAUUGAGAUUAUUGAAGACACGUAUAACGUAACACUUUUAGCUUUAUUCGUAUACUUUGCAAUACAUUUGGCCUUUUUCGGUUUCCGGUUUAUCAGCUUAUUCGACGAAGGAGAUGAUUUAUCAGUCACAAGUUUGAUAUACUUUGUAUCCACGAUUUUUAACAUAUUUGGACAUAUGUGUUUAUACUGUGCUCUAGGCGAAUUUUUGGUUGCCAAAUGUGAUGCAUUGUAUUAUGGAGCCUACAGUAAUGAAUGGUAUUCCGUGGAUCCAAAACUGACACGCGACUUGUUGCUUGUGCUAAUACGAGGUGCUAAACCGAUUUAUCUCACCGCUGGAAAAAUGUUCCCUUUAGCAAUGACCACAUUUUGCAAUUUAAUAAAAACAUCGGUCGGAUAUGUGUCUCUUUUACAUACGACAAGAAGUUAUUAAAAAUGUCUGAUCAGGCUAAAAUUUUUC
Vollenhovia emeryi is the source of this 1334-nucleotide messenger RNA. RefSeq lists its product as uncharacterized. Gene Ontology annotation, biological process: sensory perception of smell; detection of chemical stimulus involved in sensory perception of smell. The transcript has 7 exons. Gene Ontology annotation, molecular function: olfactory receptor activity; odorant binding. The record is from RefSeq and is a predicted model, not a curated record. The coding region runs from base 75 to 1307 and encodes 410 amino acids. Lineage: Eukaryota; Metazoa; Arthropoda; Insecta; Hymenoptera; Formicidae. Gene Ontology annotation, cellular component: plasma membrane.